Nicotiana tabacum (common tobacco) is the source of this 3201-nucleotide messenger RNA. Its product is annotated as pentatricopeptide repeat-containing protein At5g66520-like. Gene Ontology annotation, biological process: RNA modification. The record is from RefSeq and is a predicted model, not a curated record. Lineage: Eukaryota; Viridiplantae; Streptophyta; Magnoliopsida; Solanales; Solanaceae. Gene Ontology annotation, molecular function: protein binding; RNA binding.
GUUUGGCCCAUUUUAUCCAAAUCCAAUUUUUUUUUUUUUCAAAGUCAAGUGUUUGGUCAAAUUUUUAGAAAAAAAGAAGUGCUUUUGAAACAGUUUUGAAGAAAUAGAAAAACAUAGAUUCUCUCCAAAAAUAUUUUUGAAAAAAAUAUGAACAGUUUUUGAAAGGUUUGCCAAACACUAAGAAAAACAGUUCUUAUUUUUGUUUGGCCAAACCGGCUAUAAAGUUUGGUUCUAAUGAAAGCAGUGAAACACAGUAAGCAACCCACUGUGGGCAGAAAUGAAACAAGUACAGUUCUCAAAUCUAAUUAUUAUUCUCCCAUUGAAAUUCUAAUCGUGAAACUGCAAUGUUGAAGCAUACUUAUAAAACAUACUCCAGCAACAAAGAAUAUGUCAACAGAAGCAGAUUAAGUUGGAGCUACGAAAAUAAUGAUGGAGCUCCAACGGUUAAAUUUGAAGAAUAAACUGACAUGCCUGCUUGAGAAUUGCAGGAGCAUGAGAAAGCUGAAGCAGAUACAUGCCCACAUCACUACAUCUCCUAAGCUCUUUACCACUGACCGUUGCUUCCUAAUCUCUCGUCUUAUUUUCUUCUGCGCAUUUUCUCAAUCAGGGUCUCUCAUCUAUGCCAACGCCGUAUUCAGAUUCGUCCCUCGCAAAACUCUCUUCAUUUACAACUCCAUGAUCAGAGCUUACGCUUCAAGAAUCCAUGACCCCACUUCAUUUCAGCCCUUAAUUUUGUACAAACGAAUGCUGAAUGAUGGUAUUACACCUGACUGUAUUACAUUACCCUUCGUGUUAAAACAUUGCGUCAACAGAGUUAAUGAAUUUGUAGGAACAAGUGUUCAUGCCCAUGUUGUUAAGUUUGGGUUUCAUAGUGAUGUUUUUGUGCAGAAUUCUUUGAUAAGUUUGUAUUCACAAUGCGGGUCAGUGGGGAUUGCAAGGAAGGUAUUUGAUGAAAUGUCAAAUCGGGAUAUUGUUUCGUGGAAUUCUAUGGUAAUUGGGUGUCUGAGAAACGGAGAGUUGGAUAUGGCCUUAGAGUUGUUUAGGAGAAUGAAGAAGAGGAAUAUUAUUACUUGGAAUUCAAUUAUCACAGGGUUUGUACAAGGAGGUAGGCCAAAAGAAGCUUUAGAAUUCUUCUAUGAAAUGCAAAUUUCAGGUGAUGAUAUGGUUAGUCCAGAUAAAAUGACAAUUGCUAGUGUAAUCUCAGCUUGUGCUUCUCUUGGAGCAGUUGAUCAAGGUAAGUGGGUACAUGAUUACUUGAACAGGAGUGGAGUGGAGUGUGAUAUGGUAAUUUCCACCGCAUUAGUAGACAUGUAUGGCAAAUGUGGGAGUGUUUCUCGAGCACUUGAUGUUUUUAAGGCAAUGAAAAAUAAGGAUGUUUUGGCAUGUACAGCUAUGGUUUCUGCUUUUGCACUUAAUGGGAAUGGUAGAGAAGCAUUUGAGCUGUUCUUGGACAUGGAAGCGGCUGGAGUGAGGCCUAAUGCUGUGACUUUUACUGCUUUGUUGUCUGCUUGUGCACAUUCUGGCCUUAUAGAGAUAGGCCGAAGGUGUUUUGAUGUGAUGAGGCGUGCUUAUCACAUAGAGACACAAGUUCAACACUAUGCUUGCAUGGUUGACAUUCUUGGUCGAGCUGGUCUCUUUGAUGAGGCAGAAGGGCUAAUCAGAAGUAUGCCAAUGGAGCCAGAUGUUUUCGUUUGGGGUGCACUACUUGGUGGGUGCCAAAAGCACCGAAAUUUUCAGUUAGGAGAAAAGGUUUCUCGGUAUUUGAUUGCUUUGGAGCCUCUGAACCAUGCUUUUUAUGUUAAUCUUUGCGAUAUAUAUGCCAAAGCUGGUAGGUUUGACCAUGUUAAGGAGAUUAGAGCCCUUAUGAAGGAGAAAGGGAUUGAGAAGACAGUUCCUGGAUGCAGCAUGAUUGAAGUUGAUGGAGUUGUCCACGAAUUUUCUGUAAGAGGAUCUCCUCAAGUUUUGAUGACAGAAAUAAAGUCUGUAUUAACCAGUUUGAGUGAUGAGAUGGGAAGGAGAGUUAAUAUGAGCCCUUCUCUGGAAUGAUGGAGAGAGAAUUUUAUUAAUAUGUGAAAAUACUUACUGGUUUUUCAACAAUAUGUGCUCAUAGCAUGGUAUUCCAUCCGAAGACAUUAACAGUCGCACUUUGGCUAUCCCACACUUAUGGUCCAUCCCGUUGAGGUUUGAUGACCUCUGCAUUGAUAUUGCUUCUCUGGUUUUACAGUCAACACCAGGUAUCACCAGAUCAGAAAACGUUUUUGGCACCAGACCGAAUUGGCUAAGGAUCUUACAGCCGGCUUUAACUUCUAAGUCUUUCAUGCCCCAAAAAGAAAACAAAAGGUUACACUUUCUGGAUUCCGAUCAGGAAAAUUCCUGACAUUAGUGGCCACAAAUGUAGCAGCCCGUGGAUUGGAUAUUGACGACGUUCAAUUAAUUAUUCAGUGUGAGCUUCCACGCGAUGUCGAAGCGUAUAUUCAUCGAUCUGGAAGGACAGGACGGGCAGGAAAUACUGGUGUUGCUGUAAUGAUUUAUGAUCCUAAGUAGUCCAACAUUUCUAGGAUUGAAAGAGAAUCUGGUGUGAAGUUGGAGCAUCUAUCUGCUCCACAGCCAGCUGAUGUUGCUAAAGCGGCUGGGAAAGAAGCAGCAGAAGCAGUUGCUGAAAUUUCUGACAGCUUUGCAUAUAAUGUUUUGCGGAGGUUUCUACCCGAGGACAAGGUUGAAUCAAUCAAAGGACUUACUUUGACAGCUGAUGGAAAGGGUGCGGUUUUUGAUGUAUUUGCUGAUGACCUUGAUAUGUUUCUAGCUGGUAUGUUUCUUCAUUUUCGGUAACUGAGAUAUAUGAGAAUCAUCCACGAACAAAAUUCUAUUCAAAAGCCUUCCAUCAUCAUAGUUUGCUUCUUACACCCAUACUCAAGCAACCCCACUAUCUCAUUAAUCAGUGAUAAAAUGUCGCAAGAGAAAGACCAGGCAAGAGGUGGAAGAUUUGGUAGUGGUUUCGCUUUUCGCGGAAACUUAAUUCGGCCGUAGAUGGUGAAUAAGGCAAACAGUUUAUCCGAACAGUUGACUGUACAGGAAUGUUUUCGCCCUUAUGGCUUCAAAAUUUUGCGAUGAUGAAGAGAAGUGUGUAUUGCGGCUGCUGUUUAUGGAACAUGAUCAUUUGAUUUUCCCCAUAUAGGUUCAACUAGUGAACUUGCCUCUUUU